GCAGGAAAGCAGAGUCGCCGAGAAGCCCAACUGCGCAUGUGCCCACUGGCACGCGCCUUCCCUCUCAGGAGCGCGAGACCACAGCGUCCCUAACAUCGCCGUGACAACCCUCUGCUCACCCAAUCAGAAGCCGGGCAGAUGCUUGGCCCAAUGGGACUGAGGAGUGAAUGUCUGCGUCAUUCAAGUUUUUUGUAUGUAAAAAUGGAGAUUGGAUGAAGGCAUCAGAUAUCCUGCAAAAAUAUGGAUCCUUUGAAGGAGUGGAACAGGAGACUGAAGAGUCGGAUGAGAAGGAUGUAACUGAACUAGACUUCUUACCAAGAGAACUAGAAAGUGAAGAUAGUGCCGUGGACACCAUAGACCUGGAUAGAGUGGGGUAUGAAGAGAAAAAAAGAAUUCAAGAUCCAAACAUAUCCAUGAAAAAGAAAAGAAAGAGAAAGAGAUCUGUGAUAUGUUUGACCAGCUGCAAGUAUGAGAGUGUGCGUCGCGCUGCUAAGAAGUAUGGUUUACGGGAAGCAGGUGAGAAUGAUGAAUGGACUCUCUAUUGGACAGACUAUUCAGUCUCACUGGAUCGCAUAAUGGAAAUGAAAAGUUAUCAGAAAAUCAACCACUUUCCUGGGAUGAGUGAAAUCUGUAGAAAGGACCUGCUAGCAAGGAACAUGAGCAGGAUGCUAAAGCUCUUCCCAAAAGAAUUUAACUUCUUUCCUAGGACGUGGUGUCUUGCUUCUGACUAUGGGGAUCUGCAAGCCUAUAGCAGAUCAAGGAAACAUAAGACAUACAUCUGCAAACCAGACUCUGGCUGUCAGGGGAGAGGAAUUUUCAUCACCAGAUCUGUGAAAGACAUAAAACCUGGAGAGGAUAUGAUCUGCCAGCUCUACAUCUCAAGGCCUUUUAUUAUUGAUAGUUUUAAGUUUGAUCUGAGGAUUUAUGUGCUGGUAACAUCAUGUGAUCCUUUGAGGAUAUUUGUCUAUAAUGAGGGCCUUGCACGCUUUGCUACAUCAGCCUAUUCCGAUCCCUCACACAGCAAUCUGAAUAAUGUUUGCAUGCACCUGACUAAUUAUUCCAUUAAUAAGCACAGUACUAAUUUUGUCCGAGAUGAAGAUUCUGGAAGUAAGAGGAAGCUCUCCACCUUUAAUAAGUACAUGCAGAAGCAUGGCUAUGAUAUCGACCUGAUGUGGCUGGAUAUAGAAGAUGUUGUUAUUAAAACCCUGAUAUCAGCACAUCCUGUUAUCAAACAUAACUAUCACUCUUGUUUCCCCAACCACACUGUGGGUAGUGCUUGCUUUGAAAUACUAGGAUUUGAUAUUCUGUUGGAUCUCAAACUCAAACCUUGGUUGCUUGAGGUGAAUCACUCUCCAAGCUUUACCACUGACUCCUGGCUAGAUAAAGAAGUGAAGGACCAACUACUGUAUGACACUUUGGUUCUGAUAAACUUAGGGGCCUGUGACAAGAGAAAAAUCCUAGAAGAAGCGAAGCGGCGUGGAAAGGAGAGGAUCCUGAAGCAAUGCCGUUCUCGAGAGACCAGGGCUGAGGAGUAUAAGAACUGCCAGGCCACUUGGCUGAAACAAGCUGAGAAAUAUGAGGAGAAAAACACAGGUGGUUUUCGUAGAAUUUAUCCCACAUCUGAUUGGGACAAAUAUGAUAAGUUUUUCCAGAACAAUAAUUCACUCUUUCAGGAGACUGCAGCUUCCAGGGCACGAGAAGAACAUGCUAGGCAGCAGCUACAGGAACUGCGAAUGAAGCAGGAGCAGAAAACAGCCCAUUUGCAAGAGAAGAAGAUAGAGCUGCUGGGAGAGUCAGGAUGUGAAAAAAUGAAGACUUUCAAAAAUAAGCUGGUGAGAAGGGCAGCUACAGCACAAAGACUGAAGCAGCAUUAUCUUUGUUCGGAGUCAGGACCGGGCACUUCUCUCCUGCUUCAAAGUUUCUCAGAGGAAAAAGAAUCAAAGAAAGAAAUUGUUAAUGGGGAAUCAAUUCAACAAAAAAUGCGCCCCACAUCUGAUGAGUAUUCAAAUGCACCUGAAAAACAAUCAGGGAGGCAUUACAGGUCCAUGCCAAACUUGACAGAGCAAAACUCAACUGGUGCCUCCAACCAGUACAACUCCAACCCAGACCCAAUGGACCAGGCAGUACAUGGUCAUCACUCUGUAGCAGAUAUGGACAUCAGAUUAAUACUCCAAACACCAGGGGAUUGUGCCAGAGUAUCAGAUAAUCCAAUUCAUUCUUCUUCAAAACCUUUCCCAACAUUGGCUCAGCCUCAGGCUGCGAUCACAACAGCAACUGAUGUGGUUUACUGUGGAAGCACAGUCAUUCAGAAUGUGGUGCCAUUUGGAUGUCAGAGAGAAUAUUACCAGUCUCGUGCCAGAGAGAACUUGGUUUCAUACUCAAAAAUCCAUAGACCACAUGGAAACCUGUUAGAACCUGAUAUAGAAAAAAACCCCAUCUUGAUGUCGGAAUUCUUCAGCAAGCUCAAUUUAUCACCAGGAGAGAAGGCCAUAAUAUUCCCUUUCCGUCACUACCCUCAUCUCAUCAAUAAAACACAAAGUGCUUUCCACUCCAGUAGAAUCUAUCUGAGUAGCAGAAACUCCAUAGACAAGAGACAAACGAAACUUCAGAGUGCUCAAGUGGUAUUCCAAAAAACAAACUGCCACCAGUUCAGCCUUCAGGAUCUUUUGGUGAUCUCCACUCCAGCUCGAGUGAACCCACGUCUUAAGAAAAGCAAUACUCUGACUUCAGGGGAUAAUCCAACAGAUAUACUCACUGGUGACUGCCUCCAGUUAUGCAGCUUCCAUAGCAUGAAACAUCACUGAAUGACCAAUGAAAUUUGCUUUUAAAAACUGUCAGGAGUUUGUGGGUGUCUUGAUGGGAAACUGCUGUACUGGAACUUGAUGUAGAUCUCCUCCUUUUAGCAGUGUCUGCUUGCUGCCAACUCUUGUUUUGUUUAGUGAAAAAUGCUUUUAUAAGAAGAAUUACAGUGUGAUGUCUGUUCUAUACCCUGCA
Molecule: messenger RNA, 2994 nt
Organism: Pelodiscus sinensis (Chinese soft-shelled turtle)
Lineage: Eukaryota; Metazoa; Chordata; Testudines; Trionychidae
Source: RefSeq, a predicted model, not a curated record